Messenger RNA from Melitaea cinxia (Glanville fritillary), 2869 nucleotides. RefSeq names its product protein fem-1 homolog B (gene Fem-1). The transcript has 15 exons. The record is from RefSeq and is a predicted model, not a curated record. Gene Ontology annotation, molecular function: protein binding. Lineage: Eukaryota; Metazoa; Arthropoda; Insecta; Lepidoptera; Nymphalidae.
UUUUCUGUACUCAGGUCCUGUACGAGUGUACGUAGUGUCUUGUCUUAUGAGAAAUUAAGGAGAUUUCUGGACUUGUAACAAAAUAAUAUCAAGUUAAUAACAAGUGCAACCAUUGGAAUAUACAGUUGUAUUUUAUUUACAAAAAAAUAAAUGUUAUAAUGGAGGAUAAAUUAAUGCUGGACGAUAUAUCCAGCAGUUUGCGAGAGAGGGUGUUUUUCGCUGCAAGGGAUGGAAUGUCUUUGACUUUAUACGCUUUGUUAUGUGAGAAAACUACGGACGACAUAGAUGAUCUUCUGAACAGCGAUGUUUGUUGUGAUGGAGUGAAGUGUACUCCAUUGAUAGCAGCGUCAAGACAAGGCCGCGACGGUGCAGUUAGGAUACUUCUAGAAAAGUUCCGUCCACCAGUUAGACUGGAGACGGAGGGAACGGUUAAGUUUGAUGAAUAUGUUAUUGAAGGUGCUACAGCACUAUGGUGUGCAGCCGGUGCAGGUCACUUGGGUAUAGUCAAGCGAUUGGUUCGCGCCGGCGCGAAUGUAAACCACGCGACAAAGACACUGAGCACGCCCCUAAGAGCAGCUUGCUUCGACGGAAGACUAGAUAUAGUGAAGUACCUCGUGCGACACGGGGCGGACAUACACAAGGCGAACAAGUAUAAUAAUACUUGUCUCAUGAUCGCCUCCUACAAGGGACAUUUGGAUGUGGUCCAGUUCCUGCUGGACAGCGGCGCGCGCGUGGACGACCGCGCGCUGUGCGGCGCCACCGCGCUUCACUUCGCGUCCGAGUGCGGGCACGCGGCCGUCGUGUGCGCGCUCAUCGACCACAACGCGAAGAUACUCGCCAACGAAAACGGCAUGACACCGCUGCAGUGUGCAGCGGAACGAGCUCGAGCGUCCGUGGUAGAACUGCUGGCAGCGAGACCAGAGGUUACACGAGCGCAGGCUAUAGAGGCUUAUGAGCUACUGGGCGCCUCCUUCGCAAACGAUAAGGAGUACUACUGCCUCAGGAUGGCUUAUCAAUACCUACACAGAGCGAUGGCGAUGCGGUACGACACUCGCUAUGGGUUGCUUUUGAAGAAACCUGCAGAACCAAUUCCUGCUUAUGAUAAUUGGAGAGAGAGUACUACACUAGAGGACGUGGAGCGGCUGGCGGGCGACCCGCACGGGCUGCACAUGGAGGGGCUGGCGGUGCGCGAGCGGCUGCUGGGCCGCGCCUGCCCCGACCUGCCGCACCCCGUCGUGUUCCGCGGCGCCGUGUUCGCGGACGAGGCGCGCUUCGACCGCUGCCUCGCGCUCUGGAGGCACGCGCUCGCGCUGCGUCACCAGAACCAGGUUUCCGUUGUUAAGGAUUUACUGAGAUUUGCACAAGUUUUCUCACAGAUGAUUCACAUUGGAAUUGAACUGCCACUAGAUCAGGUUUGUUACGUGCUAGAAGCUUGUUCAGAGGAACUAAAGCGAGGCAUCAUUAGGAUAGAAAAACCACAUAUGAAUCAUGACCCGGAUGCUUUAAUUGUAAUACUAUUUACGAAAUCGUGUGUAUUGUAUAUUGGUGUUUAAUUACGUCAGGAGGAAUACGAGAGUAACGUCCGAACGGCGCUAUACUUAGUAGCAGUUGCUGCGAGACUUCUAGAAAACUCUGGUAAUGACGAAGAGACUAUAGGUGCGGUUCACAGAGCUGUGUUCAGGUUGCGACACGCGUCGCUGAGGUCGGGCCAGACGCUACUACACCUCGCUGUGGACAGGCGGACGCCGGUCGACGACUUUCAUACGAGUGACGUUUGUCAGUUCCCGUGUCCUCGUAGUACGCGGCUGUUACUAGCGUGCGGUGCGCACGUAGACGCAUCGGAUGACGUGCGCCGCACGCCACUACACAUAGCCCUUAUAUCCUUUCAGCUAGUACCUGGUGACUCUGACGAUCGAUCGCAGUGUCGUGAAGCGAUGUGCGACUGUGUGUGUGAGCUGUUAACUCACGGAGCGCACGUGGACGCCGUGGACUCCGCCGGGAUCACUCCUCUAGUUGCCGCUAUCGGUGGGCCGGCGGAGGCCGUGGUCCGCGCGGCGCUCCGGCCGCGCCUGGCGUGCCUGGCGGCGGCCGCGCUCGCCGCGCACGGCGCCCGCUACGCGCCGCCGGCCGUGCCGCGCGUGCUGCACGCCUUCCUCGCCAUGCACGGCGUCGAGCCCAGCUAGGCGCACACUCGCCCACACACACACAUACAUCCCGUAUAAACUUACUCAGUUACACCUACAUGUACACUAGUCAUGCCAUCUACCGGACACACACACACACACACACAGUCACACCUACAUGUACACUAGUCAUGACCAUCUACAUAUACAUACAUUACUCACAUACACCAACUUACUGAAGGUUAUACGCACACUCGCCUACGGACACCCACACACGCACACAUGCCGUAUAAACUUACUCAGUUACACCUACAUGUACACUAGUCAUGACCAUCUACAUAUACAUACACUACUCACACACAUCAACUUACUGAAAGUUAUAUCCACUGUACACAACACGUAUGGAUAUUGAGCGCUGACUUGAGCGCUGACCUGAGCGCUUCGACUUGACUUUAACAUUUUAUGAAUAUUUUUAUGUUGAAUGAGUAAAUACUUCGAAAUUUUAUUUAUUUUUAUUUUUCUACUGAAGAAAAUUGUUUUUGUUUGCGAAACUUGUAUAAUGAGAAAAGCUAUCCCCACUCUGUCGCCGAGCGCUCAAUAUUCGUCCAAGUACCUAUAAACGUCUUACACUUAUAUUUUUAGUAAUGUAACAUACAUUUAAGUUACAAACUCAAACUAAGAAUUACAUUUACAAAUUCAGAAUCAGAAGAACAAAAUCAAAACCAAUCAUCUUCGUAAUAAAAUAA